CGACCAGAAAAAGGCGCUGUUGUUCAAGGGGAUACACAUCUCAUUUUGGUUGCGGUAUAUAUUUUUUAUUUUCUAAUUUAAGAAAUGAGCGGAAAACUUUUAAUGCGUCCCGUGUUUCAGUCUCAGUAUACGCUUUCAGACGAAAGCGCGUGUACAGACGGAUCCGACGAUCGGUUGGUUGAUCGGGAACGCGUUGUCAUUUUUCCGACAGCUUUAUAAACUAGCAGGUAAACUUGAAAAAAUAAACCGUGCCAGAAAGCUUUAUAACGACGUUAUACCUAAAGACUUGAAAACACCUUUUAAAAAUACUUUGAUCUGUGUUGACUCCAUUAUAGGCUGUUUGCGCUUUUAUACGUUUUGUUAUUUGCACUGUUUGGAUAAGUUGGUUUGGAUUAAAAGCCAAAGGACGUUGUCAAGUUGGAAGCUUUGCCUGUGAAAUAGUGCUGAAUAUUUAUGAUUUAUGGUUAAGACAGUCUCUUUAAUGCAUAGAGAUAACUGUAUUCGGUUCGCGUUUACGGCGACGAAAUCAACCUGAGGAGUUUAUACGAAGUUUGUGCGCGAGCUGACAAACCAGCUGUAGUGUGAAUUCAAAGUUACUGACUACAUUUUUGGAUCAAACUGACACGGUUUUCAUUUAAACAUCUUAAAAAAUGCGAUAGACUCUAAAAAGCACCACUGCCGAUUUAAAUAGGCUGGCUGUUUUGGGGUGAGGCCUGCUGGUCGGGCUUUUAUCGCGUGCAAUUUAGGGCUAAGGCCGCGUCAGAGCGCUUUUAGCUCGGUCGUGAGUGACGCGCAGCGUCGGUGCUGGAGGACGAGCUAUGGAAAGAAUGGAGGUGGACCAGUGCGCAGGCGCAGGAGGAGCCCUCCGAAGGUCGAACAGCGCCCCCAUGAUCACCAAUGUCAGUGAUGGGAUGACAGUAUUCAGCUCUAAUAGUUCAGCCCGAUAUCGUCGGAGCAGCGUGUCUGUAAAUCCGAGCUGUCCCUCUCGUAUCCUCCCUCUCUCCCCGUUCUCGCUGCCAUGUGAGAGAUCAGAGCACAAAAGACAGAUAGAACAAAAUGUGGCACUUACUCUGAGAGGGAGCUUACAGAGACUGAGUGCCACUCCUGCCGCCACCUUCCCUCCUGCGAGUCAUUGGCAUGAUCAUUUGUCGCCAGGAUUUCAUUCCCAGGACAGCGGUGUCACUCCGAAUUCCUCGCCCAGUCCAACUCGAAGGUUUCGAGGAGGAUCUGUAAGCUCUGGAGUGAGGUGGCCGUCAGUUGUACCUUUAAAAAGAAAAGGUGGAGUUGAAUCAGAUGGCCCGCCCAAAAAGCUCUUUGUUGCUGGAGUCACAGACCCUGCCCACAUUACAAGUUACACAGUCAGUGUUUCUCAGUCAAUGGACUCUUCUUCCGGGGCAGCACCUGUAGGUUCAAACACCCAGGUCGGCCAUCUCUCGCUUUCCCAAUCCCCACCUUUCUCCUCUCAUCACCCUGGCAUCUAAACACCAGUGUUCAUCUAGAGCUUUAGACUCCUAAAUGAAGGCCAAGCUUUGGUCUAAAAUAGUUUCUGUCUUCUCAUUUUUUCUGGGUGCUUUCGGUCUCAAUUCAUUCUGAAGGAAAUUCAUCCAGAUCACAACUUUGAUUUGGAAGAAUUCAAAGCGCAAUAUAUGAAGUCAAUGUCAGAGUAUUGGAUGUUUCCAAAAUGACAGCAAAGUCUGUCAGGUGAAGCCUGUUCAGUCAUUUGUAAAUAACUGUUUUACCAGAGUAAGGAUCUUCGGUGCCUAUGAAAUAUUACCUUGUCUAUCUAAAAUAGUAUUGCAAUAACGGAUUACAGUGAAACAAUCUUAGUGUUUAAAAGAUUACAGAUUUAAUUUUGACAAAAGGACUACUUUGUUUUACCAACUUUUCGCAGUGUAGUUCAGACUUGCUGCAAUGACGUCUUUGUAAUUGGUACAUCAUUAGCUUCCAUUAAUGGGGUCCAAAAGUCUAAAAACCAGAUCCAGAUUGAGCAAAACGCAUCUUGAAGAACAGACAAUAAGGAAAAAAGUAUUAAAUACUGUUGGGAGUAGUUGCCAACUGUUGUAAAUAUGUGUAUAGUGUAUAAAGAUGUGAAUAAUCAGAUAUUAUUUUUGGUAGGUUUUAAACCUACAUUCUUUUAUGUUUGUCCCAGGUGUCUGAUAUUUGUAAAUAUGUUUAUUUUUACAUGUUCAUGUUAGCCUGGGCCUUUAUUCUUCAAUAUUCUUCAGUAAUUUUUGAAAAUAGUACCAAAGCACUCAGGCAUCUCCCACAAUUUGAUUAGGUUUUCAGAUUACUCAGACAUUCAGAUUUAUCAAUGAGUACUGUAUUACAUGGAUGUCUCACGCCAUGCCUACACUGCAGGGCGAGUGAUGCGACAAAACUAGAAUGAUUGAUGCUUAAAGAAAACAAAGCCUAAUUUUAGGACAAUUAGGUUGUUUGGAGUGCAGUAUAACCCAAGUAUGCCCUUAAAGGAUUUAGCUCAACAUUCUGUACAAUACAGCAUGUAACUUUAAUGGUUUGAUCAUUGAUGGAUGACAGUAUCGUUCUAGUUUUGUGGCAUCACAUGGCUUGCUCAGUGCAUCUUAAGAGGACGUGUUUAAGUUAAUUCUUAAAGACUUGAAGAGCAGAGAUGCUAAACUUUUUUGAAACUGAAUUAUGUACAGACGUUUAUAAGUUUAAACACCUGCAUGGGAUGGGCUAUUGUAUAAAUGGGAUAUAAAAAUGUACAAGAAACCAUUUUUACAUUCAUACAAUCAUGAUGUUAGUGGAUAUCAUAUUUUUCUUAUUUGUCCUAUUUGCACAGUGUUAGAUAUUAAUGUUAAUCAAUUUUGCUGUUACAUGAGUGGGAUCAUUUACUUUUAUUGUAAUGGAUCUUGUUUGUAUGUUUUACGUUUCAGUCUGAUUUGGGAAAUGUUUUGGGGUUUUUGUUAGUCUGUCUGUUUCAAGUGUGUCUUUAUGUUUUUAGCAUAGGAUGAACUUGACUGAUUUUUUACUUUCAGACUGACUGUUUUAGAUUGUGGCUUUAUUUCUGAUGGUUUUGGAUAAUCAUAAUGAGUCACAUGUUGAAGUUCUUACAAUAGCCCUUGAGCAAACAGAACUGGAAUCCCAUCACUAACAUCGGCAAUUUUCGAAUAUAACUUUAUGACAAAAUGCAUUUUAUCUGUGGCACCUUUUUUUUUUUAUUAAAUUUUUGCAGACAUACAAAAAUAUGACAUUAGUUACAAAAUGGAGCAAGUUGUCUGAAGCUG
Paramisgurnus dabryanus is the source of this 3245-nucleotide messenger RNA. RefSeq names its product P2R1A-PPP2R2A-interacting phosphatase regulator 1. Lineage: Eukaryota; Metazoa; Chordata; Actinopteri; Cypriniformes; Cobitidae. The record is from RefSeq and is a predicted model, not a curated record. Gene Ontology annotation, molecular function: protein serine/threonine phosphatase inhibitor activity.